This is a messenger RNA of Erinaceus europaeus (western European hedgehog), 732 nucleotides long. Its product is annotated as IQ domain-containing protein F2-like. The record is from RefSeq and is a predicted model, not a curated record. The coding region runs from base 180 to 680 and encodes 166 amino acids. The transcript is spliced from 4 exons. Lineage: Eukaryota; Metazoa; Chordata; Mammalia; Eulipotyphla; Erinaceidae. Gene Ontology annotation, molecular function: calmodulin binding.
GUUGCAGACGCUACUAUGAUGCCAUCCUGAACUUUCCUGGGAAGAGGACCUCAUCAGUGUGUCCCAAACCUCAGCUCUCCAGAGCCCUACCCCACUAGGAAUUCUAUGUCUACUCUAUCACGCACGGCAAGACACGGACCAUCAGGACAAAAGAAUCAACAAGGAAAUACAGCCUUAAAAUGAAGCCAUGGCGUGACGGUAAUUUACUUGUAAUUGUAGUCAAAGAUGUUGAAGAAAUCACAGAAGUGCGUCAACAGGUGGAGACACCGAAACCUUUAAUAGUCAAGAAAGUUUCACAGAAAGAUAAAAAAGCAAUAAAGGCAUCUAUAAAGCUCCAGGCCUGGUGGCGUGGCACUCUGGUACGUCGGACACUGCUGCACGCAGCCCUCAGGGCCUGGGUCAUCCAGUGCUGGUGGAGGCUGACAACGGACAGGCUGCUGCAGAAGAAGCGGAGGGAAGCCCUGGUCGCCUACGCGCAUGCAGAAAGGGCAGUGGUCAAGCUCCAGUCUCUGAUCCGCAUGUGGCGCGUCUGCUGGCGAUACAACCAGGUGCUUAAUGCCAUCUACUUCAUCCAGUGCCACUGGCAGUGCCACAACUGCCAGACCUGUGCUUUCCUCCGGGGUCAUUGUGUAGUCACAGACACUCACCUGCAGUUCCACAUUGAGAUCGUUAAUCCCUAAGUGCCGGCAAAAACCGGCACCAUGUCUUGUGUUCAGUAAAACUCAAACCUUG